CCAGUAGGCGGCUGCGGAGGUAGCGGCGGGGAAAUUCAAAUGUGUUUGCGGAGAGGGAAGGGGAUUCCAUCUUUUCUUCCAAACUCCGCUUCCUGGAGGAGAGUCCUACCUCGCCAGGGCCGGGAGGGACGGCGGCGGCUGCUGUGUGGGCUUUUAGCCCCGCCGCGCGAGUCGCAAUGGAGGCUGAGGAUUUAGGUGGCAGAGAAUUGACAAUUGAUUCCAUAAUGAACAAAGUGAGAGAUAUAAAAAAUAAAUUUAAAAAUGAAGACCUUACUGAUGAGCUAAGCUUGAAUAAAGUCUCUGCUGAUACUACAGAUAACUCAGGAACUGUUAACCAAAUGAUGAUGAUGGCAAACAAUCCAGAGGACUGGUUGAAUUUAUUGCUCAAACUAGAGAAAAACAGUGUCCCUUUAAAUGAUGCCCUUUUAAAUAAAUUGAUUGGCCGUUACAAUCAAGCAAUUGAAGCACUUCCUCCAGAUAAAUACGGCCAGAAUGAGAGUUUUGCUAGAAUUCAAGUGAGAUUUGCUGAACUAAAAGCGAUUCAAGAGCCAGAUGAUGCACGUGACUACUUUCAGAUGGCCAGAGCAAACUGCAAGAAGUUUGCUUUUGUGCAUAUAUCUUUUGCACAGUUUGAGCUCUCACAAGGUAAUUUCAAAAAAAGUAAGCAACUUCUUCAUAAAGCUGUAGAAUGUGGGGCAGUGCCACUAGAAAUGCUAGAAGUUGCCAUUCGGAAUUUAAACCUCCAAAAAAAGCAGCUACUUUCAGAGGAGGAAAAGAAGAGUUUAUCAGCACCCACAGUAUCAAAUGUGCAGGAACCAUUCUCCAGUACACUUGGGCAUUUACAGAAUAGGAACAUCAGCUGUGAUUCCAGGGGACAGACUGCUAAAGCCAGGUUUUUGUAUGGAGAGAACAUACCCCCUCAAGAUGCAGAGACAGGCCAUCGGAAUCCCUUGAAACAAACAAACAAGGGUAAACGGGCAUGUCCAUUUGGAAGAGUCCCAGUUAACCUUCUAAGUAGCCCAGAUUAUCAUGAGAAGAUGGACGGUCCAGUGGUACCAACUUUUACUAAAAGACAGUUCUCUGGAUCAGAAUGCCGAGAUGCAGUUGUGCCUGGAACUAAAUCAAGUGGAAAUGAUUCCAGUGAACUGAGAAGUUUAAAGUCUGUUCAAAAUAUUCGUUCCAAGGAACCUCUGAUGACAGAUGAGAAGAGUUCUAAAAUUAUUACUGAUUCAAUAACUCUGAAGAAUAAAAAUGAAUCAAGUCUUCUAACAAAAUUAGAAGAAACUAAAGAACAUCAAGAACCAAAGAUUCCAGAAAGUAACCAGAAAUAUUGGCAAUCUAAGAACAAGUUGGAAAACCAGAAUCCUGAUGCAUCUUCAAAUCAGUGGCAAAUUCCAGAGAUGAUCCAAAAAGUUGAUACAGAGCCAAAACAAACCACUUUUGAGCAACCUGCCUUUUCAGUUUCAAAGCAGUCACCGCCAAUAUCAGCACCUAAGUGGAUUGACCCAAAAUCUAUUUGUAAGACACCCAGCAGCAGUGCCUUGGAUGAUUACAUGAGCUGUUUUAGAACUCCGGUUGUAAAGAAUGACUUUCCACCUGCUUGUCAGUUGUCAACACCCUAUAGCCAACUUGCCUGUUUCCAGCAACAACAGCAGCAAAUACCCGUUACUCCACUUCAGAAUUUACAGAUUUCAGCAUCCUCUUCAAAUGAAUGUAUUUCAGUUAAAGGGAAAAUAUAUUCCAUACUGAAGCAGAUAGGAAGUGGAGGUUCGAGUAAGGUAUUUCAGGUGUUGAAUGAAAAGAAACAGAUACAUGCUAUAAAGUAUGUGAACUUAGAAGAAGCAGACAGCCAAACAAUUGAUAGUUACCGGAAUGAAAUUGCUUAUCUGAAUAAACUACAACAGCACAGUGAUAAGAUCAUCCGACUUUAUGAUUACGAAAUCACAGACCAGUACAUCUACAUGGUAAUGGAGUGUGGAAAUAUUGAUCUCAAUAGUUGGCUUAAAAAGAAGAAAUCUAUCAAUCCAUGGGAACGCAAGAGUUACUGGAAAAAUAUGUUGGAGGCAGUUUACACAAUUCAUCAACAUGGUAUCAUUCACAGUGAUCUGAAACCUGCUAACUUUCUGAUAGUUGAUGGGAUGCUAAAGCUAAUUGAUUUUGGGAUUGCAAACCAAAUGCAACCAGAUACAACAAGUAUCAUUAAAGACUCUCAGGUCGGUACAGUUAAUUAUAUGCCACCAGAAGCAAUCAAAGAUAUGUCUUCCUCAAGAGAGAAUGGGAAAUCCAAAUCAAAGAUAAGCCCCAAAAGUGAUGUUUGGUCCUUGGGUUGCAUUUUGUACUAUAUGACUUACGGGAAAACACCAUUUCAGCAUAUAAUUAAUCAGAUUUCUAAAUUACAUGCCAUAAUUGACCCUAAUCAUGAAAUUGAAUUUCCUGAUAUUCCAGAGAAGGAUCUUCAAGAUGUAUUAAAGUGUUGUUUAAUAAGAGAUCCUAAAAAGAGGAUAUCCAUCCCUGAGCUUCUGGCACAUCCAUAUGUUCAGAUUCAAACUCAUCCAGGUAACCAAAUGGCUAAGGGAACCACUGAAGAAAUGAAAUAUGUCCUGGGCCAACUUGUUGGCCUGAAUUCUCCUAACUCGAUUUUGAAAGCUGCUAAAACUUUGUAUGAGCACUAUAGUGGUGGUGAAAGUCACGAUUCCUCUUCAUCAUCCGAGACUUUGGGGAAAAAAUGGGGGAAAAAAUGAUUUGCAGCUACUCAUAAACUGUCAGGUAUCACCUGUAAAAUAUUUUGGACUGUUAUACUCUUGAUUCUCUGUGGAAAUCUACUCAGCUUCACUCUGAAAUGUCACUGGCAGAAAAAUUCAGUGGAACUGUAAAAAUAACCACUAAUGUCAUGCUGUGUAUUAAAUUGUAGAUUGUUUUCUCUUUUACGCUCCUUUGUAAAUCCAAUGUAAUUGAUAUCACUUCACACUUGGGAUAGUGGGUGGAAAACCGAAAUAUAUUCUCAAGAACUAUGUAAAUAAGGCUUUGUAUAGUAUAAAAUGACACUAAAAUGUCAACAUUGCAGAAUUGUUUUCUUCAAGCAAAUAUAUUGCUGGUGAGCCAACAGAAUUCUUAAUUAAUAAAAAUUGGGUUAAGGAAAAAUGAGAGUAGACCUUACUCUCAUUUAUCUUUAUUUUAUGACACUUAUAAUAUGCAGAAUUUUAGAACUACUUUUAAUUCUCCCUUUGAUUCUUCCUAGUAUCUAUUGUUUGGGGUAUUCAGAGUAUAAUGUGGGAUUGUGGGAUGUAGGCUGUAUAGGUAUGACCUCAUUGUUAUGACCUGCUUGGUAAUGAAUAAUUACAAAUGUGGUCCCAGAAUUUGUCUCAAUCUGUCAGAUUACUUAAAGAUAUUAUCAUAUAGUAUUCUUUUCCCCAAUAUUUUCUUUAGAUUUCAAUACUCUUUUUUAUUAAAACUUUAUUUUUAGAACAGUUUUAGAUUCAUAGCAAAAUUGAGAAUAUGCAGAGAUUUCCCAUUUCACCCCUGCCCCCACCACACAGGCAUAGCCUCCCCCAUGUCAACAUCCUCCACCAGUCUUAUUUUGUUACAGUUAUUGAGCUACAUUGAUACACUAUAAUAAUCACCCAGAGUCCAUAGCAUAUGUUAUGGUUCACUCUUGCUGGUGCACAUACUGUGGGUCUGGACAAAUGUAUAAUAACAUGUAUCCAUCAUUAAACUAUUACAAGAGUAUUUUCAUUGCCCCCCAAAUUCUCUGGGCAUCAUCUCACCUAGUCAACCCCACGCUACCCCUGACAACCACUGGUCUUUUUACUGUCUCCAUAGUUUUUCCAUUUCUAGACUCAUAGAGUUGGAAGUGAAUAGUAUAUAGCCUUUUAGAUUGUCUUCUUUCACUUAGAAUGUGCAUCUCACUCAGUAACAGGCAUCUCCAUGUCUUUUCAUGGCUCAAGAGCGCAUUUCGUUUUAGUGCCUAAUGGUAUUCCAUUGUCUGGAUGUACCACAGAUUAUCCAUUCAAAUUCAGUCCAUCCAAAUUUUGGCAAUUAUAAAUAAAGCUGCUGUAAAUACCUGUAUGUAGGCUUUUGUGUGGACAUAUGUUUUCAACUUCCUUGAAUGAUUACCAAGGAGCAUGAUUGAUGGAUUGUACGAUAAGAGUUAUUAGUUUUGUAAGAAACUGCCAAAUUGUCUUCCGAAGUGGCUGUACCAUUUUGCAUUCUCUCCAGUAGCGAAUGAGAGUUCCUGUUGCUCCACAUUCUUGCCAGCUUUGGGUGUCAGUGUUCCAGAAAUUUGGCCACUCUAGUAGAUGUGCUGUGGUGUCUCAUUGUUCUUUUUUUUUUUUUUUUCUACACUAUCAAGUUAGGAUGACAGUGUUUAAAGUAUUAUUUUUUGAUUGCUAAAUUUUGUCCAUUUUUGCUUUAUGUAUCUUGAGACUGUUUCACUAGAUGCAUACAAAGUUAGAAUUUUUUAUCUUCCUGGUAAGUAUAAUGUUUACCAUUUCAUAGGGAUUCUCUUGAUUCUAAAUAUUCAUUUAUUAAUUAAAGGUGGCCUUUCAUUGUUUCUUUUGGUGAAUAGUUGCCUGGUGUGUGUGUGUGUGUCUGCACACACACAUAUAUACAUAUAUUCAUAUGCAUACAUACAUAUCCUUUAAUUUCUGUGUCCUUUUAGGAAUGUCCCUUGUAAAUAACAUGACCUGAAUUUUACCUUAUAUCCAAUCACUGGUAAUUUCUUUCUUGCCUGAAAAAUUUAAUCUAUUAAUAUUCAGUAUGAUUAUAUUAAAUUUGUUUCUACCAUCAUG
Molecule: messenger RNA, 4787 nt
Organism: Sus scrofa (pig)
Lineage: Eukaryota; Metazoa; Chordata; Mammalia; Artiodactyla; Suidae
Gene: TTK
Product: TTK protein kinase
Biological process (GO): mitotic spindle assembly checkpoint signaling; meiotic spindle assembly checkpoint signaling; chromosome segregation
Cellular component (GO): nucleus; kinetochore
Molecular function (GO): protein serine/threonine kinase activity; ATP binding; protein serine/threonine/tyrosine kinase activity
Source: RefSeq, a predicted model, not a curated record